UUAUCGAAAGUAACAAUCCCGUGUAUCUCACUUUAAUCAUAUCAGAAGUGACCUCUGCCAACUAUGGAGAGAAUUCAACUUAUUUCAUAAUCAACAGAGCCAAAUACGAUCGUUGUUAUGUCAAGAAAUUUUCCCUAUCAUAAACCUAUAAACGAUGUUUUCAAGAAGACCCAUAUCGACCUUCUUAUUAAAACGUUGUUUUUCCAGCAAACAGAGUGCUGGUGAGAAAACAGCUUUGUAUGAUUUCCACGUUGAAAAUGGCGGAAAAAUGGUCAACUUUGGGGGUUUUCUCCUGCCCGUCCAGUACAAUGAUUUGGGAAUUGCUGCCUCACAUAUUCACACUAGGAACAAUGCGUCUAUAUUCGACGUUUCGCACAUGUUGCAAACCGAAAUAAAAGGCAAGGGGUGUUUAGAUUACUUCGAAUCUAUAUGUACUACAGACUUGAAAAAUUUGUUGGAAAAUUCAUCGGUCUUGACGGUUUUCACAAAUGAAAGUGGGGGCAUUUUGGAUGAUCUUAUUGUGACGAAAAUUAAUGAUGAACAUUUGUACGUUGUAUCGAACGCUGCCAUGAAGCAUCAAGAUCAAAAAAUCAUGUUCGACGCUAUGAAAAACUAUAACAAGAGAUCGAAUACAGAAAUAAACCUCAAAUUUUACGAACCAAAAGAGCGAGGUCUAAUAGCUCUACAAGGACCGAAAGCGGCAAGUGCACUCGAAAAACUGACAGAUAUUGACGUAUCCAAACUUUUCUUCAUGACGUCAUCUAUCGGACAAGUGGGAAAUACGAGAGGUUGUAGAAUUACCAGGUGUGGAUAUACUGGAGAGGAUGGCUUCGAAAUAAGCAUACCUGCUGAGAAACAAGUAGAGGUAACAAGAACUUUAUUGGAACAAGAAGACGUUAAGUUAGCAGGUCUUGGAGCAAGGGACUCCCUAAGAUUGGAAGCUGGACUUUGCCUUUACGGAAGCGAUAUCGACCAAAACUCAACUCCUGUAGAAGCAGCCCUCACUUGGCUAGUUCCUAAAUCGAGAAGACAAGCAGCCAACUUUCCAGGUGCUCAGAAAAUUCUAGACCAAAUCAAGGAAGGCUCUGUCAGGAAACGAACAGGCAUAGUAUCCAGCUCCGGUCCACCAGCACGCCAUGGUACCAAGAUACUAGAUGAGGACCACAAAGAAAUUGGCGAGGUCACUUCUGGAUGUCCAGCGCCAAGCUUAGGAAAGAACGUCUCUAUGGGUUACUUACCUACGGAGAAGAGCAAAUCUGGUACAAAGGUCGUGUUGAAAAUUAGGGAUAAAUUUUACGAGGGGUUGGUUUCCAAAAUGCCUUUCGUACCGAGUCGUUAUUAUGUCAAACCUAGAGGAGAUAAAUAAACAGAUAUAAUUAUUUCA
Harmonia axyridis is the source of this 1384-nucleotide messenger RNA. RefSeq names its product aminomethyltransferase, mitochondrial. The record is from RefSeq and is a predicted model, not a curated record. Bases 155 to 1366 code for a protein of 403 amino acids. Gene Ontology annotation, cellular component: mitochondrion. Gene Ontology annotation, biological process: glycine catabolic process. NCBI's taxonomy places the organism in Eukaryota, Metazoa, Arthropoda, Insecta, Coleoptera, Coccinellidae. The transcript is spliced from 4 exons. Gene Ontology annotation, molecular function: aminomethyltransferase activity; protein binding.